Messenger RNA from Bombyx mori (domestic silkworm), 1574 nucleotides. RefSeq lists its product as uncharacterized. Lineage: Eukaryota; Metazoa; Arthropoda; Insecta; Lepidoptera; Bombycidae. The record is from RefSeq and is a predicted model, not a curated record. The transcript is spliced from 2 exons. The coding region runs from base 267 to 944 and encodes 225 amino acids.
UACGUAUAUCGAAUCUCUUAAGGUAUUACACCAUUGUCGACGGUGCAUUAUUGUUGCGAGUAAAAACACAGUUCGGUACAUCCUGUGCGUGAACACGAGGCGGCGCGGCGUCGCACGACUCACCUAGAUGUCGCACCUAUUGUCCACGGCGUUUUGACCUGGGUAGUGGGUGAGCCACUACCGCACUAUUACCUCACACUUUCAAUAUUAGGUUACGAGUAUUUUACCUCAAGGUCCACUUUUAGGAGUAAAUAGAGGUGGUAUAAAUGCAAAGACGAACGAUAAUGAUGCGCAGUCGUCGAUCAGUCACUCGUACGAUAAUGAAUGCGUCCGUUGCUCUUGUGUUGUGCUUUGUUCUCGGCAGUGCCGUAGGAUACAAUCUGCAGAGGGAUGCUCCGUACAAUAUCGGACCCAAUGAUCCAUAUAAGUUCGAUUACACGAACUUAGGACAGGAGCAAUCUCAACGAUUGUUCUGGGGCAAUCAAGGAUCUAAUCAAGUCGGCGGGUCUGGACUAUGGUCUCAUUUAACGAACAAGUUUCCGUUCUUACAAACUAUGUUCGGGCGCAUGGAAUUACCAACCAAAUAUGGGGUCCCGAACCAGUACGAUUUAUCUAGCGUAUACGGCGCACCGAGUGCAUCGAGCUUUGGGAAUCAGCCUCAGCAAUUUUAUCAGACGCCACAGUAUUAUCAGACGCCACAAUUUUACCAGCGUCCGCAGCCUGGACAGUUUGGGCAAAGGUUCGCUCCGUCCGGUCGUGAUGUAGCGUUCACUGACGACGCUGUGAUUGUAACCCCGCCCUUCGUGCCGGCAAUCCAACCAGCUCCUGCACCAGCGCCUUUCCCGGCACCAGCCCCAGCACCCGUGCCGUCACCUUCCCCUAACCCUCAACCUGGCUAUCAAUACAACAAACCACAAUACAGAUUAGAGUUGCCUCAUAAAUAGUACUGUAACGAAAUAACACUAUCCUAUCCUGUGAUGUAAUAAUACUGUUAUUCUUUAAAACUCUCCUAAAUUCGACAAAACGAAGACAUAAAAUAGUAAACCGUUAAAGCAACCCUAAUCAAACGCCACAAUCUCAAUAUACGACACUUUCUUGGACUUAUUAAUGGAUUUCCCUUUGCUUCAGUUUUAACAUUAAAUAUAAAAAUAAAGUAGCCAGCGGCUUGGAUUGUCGGAAGACAACUGACAUUGGUGAUGUCUGUGAACGACGGUGAUUACUUACCAUGAGGUAGACAGUAUGCUCGUCUGUCUACAUGACAAUAAAAAAGAAAAUAAAUAUAAUAGUCCUUCUGAUUAGCUACCUUGAAGUUCAAGUACCGUUGCUAUUUUAUUGUUUUACAAUCAGUGCGUUUUUAUUUAUCAUUAUGUUUAAGCGUAUUAACAUUUAUUAUAAUAUUAUAUGACUACAUGGUCAAAAGUACGGGUUUUACUAUUAUACUACUUAUAGUUAUAUUAUACUAUACAAGAAAGCUCUCUGUACUUAUAAAUGAUAUUUUCACAGGUAAAUAUCAUUUUACGAGUACCUAUAUUAUUAAAGUAAAUACACAUAAAUAAAAAUUGUCCAAUAUACAA